Molecule: messenger RNA, 1085 nt
Organism: Nestor notabilis (Kea)
Lineage: Eukaryota; Metazoa; Chordata; Aves; Psittaciformes; Psittacidae
Exons: 2
Source: RefSeq, a predicted model, not a curated record
UUACAGAAAUCGGAAGAUCAUGGAGAAAAGCUGUUCAGACUGAGGACUCGUCAGACACAGAGCUGAACCUAACUGAGGUAACAAUAGAAGAAGCUCCAGUGGAUGCUACACCUGUACUGCAGAAGGUGGCAGACUCCAGAUUUGUGUGCUUUGACCCUGCAUUUCCUGUACCCAUCUUUGAUCCUGCCUUGUCAGAAAACAAGUACCAGUUAAGUUCUACAGAAUUUAGACCUCAAAAGCAGAUGAGGGUAAGUCAUAUUGAAUCUCCAGUUUUGGAAGCGUCUGGAAUACAAGAAAGUGAGACAACUGAAGCACAGGGAUUACAAUACGCUGUUUUGAACAAAAGUUCUGUAGAUGAUCUAGAAGAACAUACUUCUCAAUGUGUAAAGAGCAUCAUGAAUACUCCAGACGUAUGUUCAGAAAACAGUUGUGGAACGAAUGUUCUACCUUCAGACCGUUUUCAGGGUUCCUUAAUGGGUGGGAUGCUGCACUGGAAUAUGUCUUCAUUGUUAAAUUCUAUCAGUGGUGAAACUGCCUGCCUGGGUAUAUUGGGUGAGACACUUGAGGGGUGUCUUGAAGGAGAAGAACUUAGUAAUGUAGAUGCCAACACAUCUGCAAGCUUUGAGUCUGAUUUUGACAUAAUGGACAGCCCAUAUGAAAGAGGUGUUUCAAAAAAUGAGGAGGAUAUUAAAAGAUCAAAGUUAGAUCUACAGUCCCUGUUCAACCCACAUGAAGCGCUGAAAAAGACUCUAUCUGUAAGUGAAGAGGAGCUGCAUCAAAUUCUUUAUGGAGAUGAAUCUGUAAGCUCUAUAUCAGCUGCAAGUCUAGCACCAGAAGAAGGAGAAAGUGAUGAGUUCUCCAGUUCUCAAGAACUGUUCUUCUUAGAUGAAGAAUUUACCAAGAUGCCAUCACCAAAAUCCCCUAAUGAAAGAAAAUAUUCCCUGUCAUCUUUGCUGGUAUCCUGUCAACGUCUGGAGGAAAUGGCAUCAAUGCUCCAUGAAAUCCCAUUAGAAAUAAAACAUAAAUUGAAAGAUAAAGAGCAUUUGGAUGAGAAGACAGCCAUGAAGGAACCAUCAUCAGAAUAG